AUGAGCGAAUGAAACGUAGCCCUUGUACGUAAGAAUGGGCGUGGCCAUAUGGAACGCUUCUUCCGGACCGGUCAGACGCUACUGAAAUAUGUUUGUUUGAUGGUUGUAUAUUUGUUACAAUCAUGACACGCAUUCGGAACGCAUAAUAUUUUACGCUCUAUUGCGGCCGCGUGUACCGGAACGGAUAUAUAUCGCUGAAACUGAUCGACAUUUUGCAAAACGUAAACAGCUCGAUAAAGCGAUCUGGCCUGUCAUAUAUGGGCUUGGGACUGAAAUAUGCAAAAAUUAGUGUUUAUUGAAGAGAACAUGAUCCAGAAUCCUGCCGUAUUAAACCUAAUGAAGACACUGAAGGACAAAGAGGCCUGAUGGAGGUGAAAGAGGAAUUUAAAAACCUGAAUGAGGUGGAGGAGGAACAUCAUCUCUCCAUCACUGGUGAAAAUCCUUUGACUCUCUCACAAAACACAACCAGAUUCAAGAAGUCUUACAUCUGUCCUCAAUGCGGAAAGUGUUUUGCAGGUAAAUCACGACUCGAGCGCCACAUAAGAAUCCACACCGGAGAGAAACCGUUCGCGUGUCUCGUGUGCACAAAGAGUUUUGCGUGUAAAGAAAGACUCGACAGGCACGUAAAAAUCCACACUGGAGAGAAGCCCUUCACGUGCGAGUGGUGUGGAAAGCGUUUGGCGUGUAAAACGAGACUCAAGAGGCACGUGAUAACCCACACUGGAAAAAAGCCUUAUGCGUGCUUGCAUUGCGAAAGGAGCUUCACGACGAACACAAACCUGCAGCGGCAUGUCAAACUCCACACUGGAGAAAGGCCGCACACGUGCCAAGAGUGUGGAAAGAGCUUCAUACGCAAGGAAAAGCUCAGGUUUCACAUGACGAUCCACACUGGCGAGCGGCCUUACAGUUGCGAACAAUGCGGGAAGAGUUUCCGACACAUCAACGGUCUCAAAGAUCACCAGCUCUCUCAUGCCGCAGAGAGGUCUUUUAACUGUGAUCAAUGCGGUAAGGAUUUUAUUACUGCGUCUGCACUGAAGAGACACUUGAGAGUUCAUUCGGGUGAGAAGCCUUUCUUGUGUUCUCUGUGUGGAAAGAGUUUUGCACGAGUGGACUGCUUUAAAAGGCAUCAGGAGGUCCAUAGUGGUGUGAAGGAUCACGUGUGCUAUGAGUGCGGGAAGGCUUUUAUUACAUCCGAUCAACUCAAGCAGCACCAGAGGAUUCACACUGGAGAGAAACCUUACAAGUGCUCACUUUGUGGGAAGAGUUUCGCUCAGUCGCCGCACCUGCAAGCACACGAGAAAAGCCACACCACUGAGAGCCAUAUGGAAAUAAGUGAUCAAAUCAUCUACUGAUUCACGUGGAAAAUGCAUGAUCCAAAGGUAUCUUGGGAAUCUGAAUCCCAAAAAGAGUAAGAGUGGCUUUCUUGUUUACACCAAACCUUUUGUUUCAACAUCGCAUCUGAAUACUGUAAAUAAACCAUUCUAUCAC
This is a messenger RNA of Sinocyclocheilus anshuiensis, 1488 nucleotides long. Its product is annotated as gastrula zinc finger protein XlCGF8.2DB-like. The record is from RefSeq and is a predicted model, not a curated record. The transcript has 2 exons. Gene Ontology annotation, molecular function: DNA-binding transcription factor activity, RNA polymerase II-specific; RNA polymerase II cis-regulatory region sequence-specific DNA binding. Gene Ontology annotation, cellular component: nucleus. Gene Ontology annotation, biological process: regulation of transcription by RNA polymerase II. Lineage: Eukaryota; Metazoa; Chordata; Actinopteri; Cypriniformes; Cyprinidae. The coding region runs from base 366 to 1352 and encodes 328 amino acids.